GCAAAAAUGCAAGCGACCGCUUCACGCCCCCAGAUCCCAACCAGGCCACCUGUCCCGCCGCCCUGUCCCACCCUCUCCUCACCCCCGUCCCCCGCCCUUUCCCCCGCGCCCUCCGCGUCCCAGCAUGCCUACCUGCAGGCGCAAACGCGUGGUCCUCAUAGAGCCCUCUCCCGAGCUCCUCCUCGCCGCAAAGGCCAACCCCAACAAGGAGGUCUACUUCCUCACUCAAACCGGCGAGAUCUUCGAGACAUACGAAGCCUAUGCCGCACGCAUGUCAUUCUAUCGCCUCAAACACUUCCAAUGUGAGGUCACAGGCAAGAGUGGCCUGGACUACUUCCAAGCCAUGGAGAGUGAGCGGCAGGAGGCCCGCACGAUGCAUUCGAGGUUCCCGGAUCCCCUCAAGUCUGCAGUGCUGAGAGCUGUUCAGUGGCAGGUAAUGGGUCGCCUUGACCACCUAGUUGAAGAGGUGUACCAACGGUUCAAGGAUCGCUUCUACACCAACGAAAGGGUGCUUGUUGAGAUUGAAGGCGAGAAAUUUUCUUCUCGUCUCCUCCAGAUCACCACACCUAAGGCCGCGUCUGCGCCGUCAACCUCGAAAUCAAGCUCAAGUGCUGUAGCGUCUACAUCUACGACUCCGUUGUCGGACGGGCCUCAGCCCUACCACAAGAUUGCGGAGGACCUCAAGAUCCCCGUCAAGGAGGCCAAUGCGAAGGACGACCCCGCGAAGUACGUUUACAAGGUACAGAUCCUCGACCCUCAACAACAGCCGGGAAGCAAGAGCCACGACAAGCAUAAAGGCAAGGACGCUGCGAAGUACAGUGGGAUGGUCAUGGAAGUCAGCUGCGCCAUCAUGAGCCGCGACCGGCUUACAUUCUCGAAGUCCAUCCUACGGCGGUUCAUCCGCGACUGUGUAGACCGUGCUCCAGCAGUCGCUUCCCCUUGGACGGUGAAGCCGCCUAUUGCGCUGCGGUAUGGCGUCAACACUGUCAUGCCCGAGGAGACGCGCCGGGGUGUGGACGCUAUCAAGAAGGGCGAAACGGACAAACGGAAGAAGGUUUGGGAGGAGAAGGAAGGGCCUGCGACAAAGAAACAGAAGAAGAUGACUGCCGCAGCAGAGGAGAAAGCAGCUAAAGUCUUUGCUGCAGCGACGGAGAAGCGCGAGCAGGAAGCCCGUUAUAAAGCCGAGAAAGCUCAGCAGGAGAAGGAAGAGAAGGAUCGGCUCGCUGCCGAGAAAGCGAAGAAGAAACCCAUCCGAUACCCUACCGAGGACCUCGACGUCGUCCUCGGCGACAGAGAGAAGCGAGCGGGUAUGAAGCUCAAACGACCUGUGCCCAGUCAGGUCGCUAUGCCUUUCGGCCAUGAUUCCGCCACUAAUGAUUCAUUCCUUAUGGCCUGGAACUUCUUGGUUGUCUAUGGGCAACCACUACACCUAUCAUCUUUCACCAUGGAUGAGUUCGAGGCGGCUCUCCGCCAUACAGCCGUGGAACCGAGAUGUUCGCUGCUCGCAGAGAUACAUGCUACGCUCAUAUACAACCUGCGAACAGUCCCAUUCCAACGGCAUAGCGCAGUCUUGUCCUUGCUCGAAGGGAAAGACGAGGCCGGUGGUAACGAUGACUUGCUCCUGGGUGUGUCAAUCGAUCAGUUGACCACCGCCAUGGCGGAUGUUGGCAACAACUGGGAGCGCGCUCCGCUCCGGCAUUCAGAAGGUCGGGACGGCUGGGAGGAGUCACUUGUUGGAUGCCUAAAAGACCACGCGCACUACGAGAACUUCCCUGGCUUGCGAGAAAUUCUCACUAAGCUGUUGUUUGCUCCGGAGCCUGCUACCGAAGCGUCUACGUCGUCCAAUUCAUCCCCGUCGUCGAGUCCAGCACCGCUCGCUCUCGCUGUGUCGUCUCAGCCGAGUCUCCGGUACUACUCCCUCUCUGCCGCAGAAAGGGUAACCAUCCUGGCCUUCAUGUGCAAUUUGGCAGUCUCAAGCAAGGCCAUCCAUGUCCACAUGGAGCAGUGCGAGGAGCAGCUGACCGCCCUGCGCAAGGAGAAGAUCGAGGUGAACAGGACUAAGAAGCAAUACUUGGAGGAGAUAGGCGCAUUAGGCGACAUUAAGGCUGCUGAGGCCUCUCUCAAUAGCAACGCUGCUGACCAGGAUAUCAAGAUGCAAGACUCCUCUGAUCUGUCCGAUCUGCCCGGCUCUGACGAAGAAACGGAGCGGCGCCAGAAGGACACGCGGCGGACCGCGGCGAAGGAGCGCGAGCUUGCCCGUGCGAAGGCCGCGUCGACGAAGCAGGCUAUCGCAGAGCAUCGCCGACUCGACGAAGAGGUCAACAAGCUCGAGCGGCGCCUGGAAGGCAUCGAGCGCGAGUUCAGAAAGCUCUUGGGCUCCGUGCGGGUCAAGCCACUGGGGAAGGACCGGUUCUACAACCGGAUAUGGUGGUUCGACGGGAUGGGCGCGGCGUCGCUGGUGGGCAGUGGAGGCACGAUACAGUAUGGCACUGGACGUGUCUUCGUGCAGGGCCCGAGCCAGUUUGAUAUCGACAUCUUGCAGCGGAGGGAUGGCGACAUCACUGCACGGCGGAAGAUGGAGGAGGGCGAGGAGGGGAUGCUAGGAGUGGGCGAGUGGGCGGUGUUCAAUGACCUAGAAGAGUUGGACGAGUUUAUAGCAUGGUUGAAUCCCAAAGGCGUUCGUGAGCUGGCCCUCAAGAACGCCUUCUCGAAAUGGUGGUCGCAUCUCGCACCCGGCAUGCGCCGUCGCAGUGCAGAUCUGGCUGCCAAGGUUGUCCAGCCCGAGGCACGGCGCAGCAUGCGCACAAAACAUGCAGGCGAUAUCUCACGCGAGCCGUAUAUGCAGUGGACCAACAAGAAGGCCGUCAACGCAUCUUGAACGGUGCACCCGAUCCGUCUUAUAUUAUCUACACCAUGUUUCCUCUCUGACGAGCACACGGCUUUAGUGUUCACUGCAUGACAUGUCACGAGUAUUGUUUGGAAUAGAUUUCAAUGUAAUAGUUGCGCAAUGCGUAUGUACUGUACGCGCUUGAUCACGCGUAUGUCACGGGGGCGCGUCAGACCACUGGCGUGUCUCGUAGUCCGAGUC
Messenger RNA from Rhodofomes roseus, 3088 nucleotides. RefSeq names its product chromatin remodeling complex protein. The record is from RefSeq and is a predicted model, not a curated record. The transcript is spliced from 12 exons. Lineage: Eukaryota; Fungi; Basidiomycota; Agaricomycetes; Polyporales; Fomitopsidaceae. Bases 125 to 2878 code for a protein of 917 amino acids.